Diaporthe citri is the source of this 447-nucleotide messenger RNA. RefSeq lists its product as uncharacterized. The transcript is spliced from 3 exons. Bases 1 to 447 code for a protein of 148 amino acids. The record is from RefSeq and is a predicted model, not a curated record. Lineage: Eukaryota; Fungi; Ascomycota; Sordariomycetes; Diaporthales; Diaporthaceae.
AUGGCACUGAAUUGGAUGGAUCCCGGCUCGGAGGAGAGGGCAGUCACGGCUGAGUUUGUGCAGUCUGACGAGGCUAGGGAGCUUCGUCCGGCGUUCAAAUCGCCACCGACGAGCAAGGGAUGGGAUGACCUCACAGAGAGUCUACUCACAGCCGAGAAGGACUACGAGGAUCAGGGCAAAGACAGAUGGCGUCGAAUUUGGUACGGACUUGGUGACAAAGCUGAUGUGACGACGCCAUGGAUCGAAAUCAUCCCGAACGAGUACGGUCUGGCAAUUGUAAAAACCGGCGUCGCCUUGAUUCUGAAACUGGCGAGGAAAUUCCUGGAAAAGCGAAAGAAGAUAUUACAGGCUUUCGAAGAGAUCCGAAAAGCCAUGACAUCGGCUAAUCCACUCAAGGGCAGCUUCCGAUCUCAUGCUGACGUGGCUGUCGCCCUGGAUGACCUAUAA